AUGAGAAGCACAGCGCCUGCAGCUGCAGAGGAGGCGGAGCGCACCCGUAAUUCGCAGAAUCUGACACGCGCAGAUUCUUCGGGUUCGACGGGGACCAGGGGGACCUCAAGCUCCGGAGAUAAGUGGUGGCAUAUUCACUUUUUCCAGGGCAUGAUAGACGAUAUAAAGAGGAGGGUGCCGUACUAUGCUAGUGACUGGAAAGAGGCGUGGGAUUAUCGCGUCGUUCCAGCGACGAUAUAUAUGUAUUUUGCCAACAUCUUGCCCGCUCUUGCAUUUUCCUUGGACAUGUUUGAAAAAACAAACAUGAGCUACGGAGUCAACGAGGUAUUGUUGGCCUCGGUGUUAGGUGCUGUGGUUUUCUCUUUACUUGCGGGCCAGCCUUUAGUUAUCGUUGGAGUAACAGGCCCAAUUACUGUCUUUAACUAUACAGUUUACGAUAUCAUGUCCCCGACAGGCGUCAACUACUUGGGUUUCAUGUGCUGGAUUGGGAUAUGGGCGAUGCUCAUGCAUUGGAUUCUCGCCGUUACCAACUCCUGCAACGCGCUGACAUAUGUCACUCGUUUCUCCUGCGACAUUUUCGGAUUCUACGUAGCCUUUAUCUACCUACAAAAGGGGAUUCAGGUCCUCACACGUCAAUGGGGUAAAUCUGGCGAAGCCUCUGCCUACCUUUCUAUCAUGGUGUCCCUUCUUGUGCUCAUGUGCGCUUAUAUCUGUGGUGCGGUCGGGGAAAGCAACCUUUUCCAGCGUUACAUCCGAAAAUUCGUUGAGGACUACGGCACUCCGCUUACUAUUGUGUUUUUCACGGGAUUUGUACACAUUGGCCGCAUGAGAGACGUGCCUGUUGAAACGCUGCCCACCAGCAAGGCUUUUUUUCCGACUCUCGACCGCAGCUGGCUUGUUAAUUUCAGGGAUAUGGACGUCCGGGACAUCUUCCUGGCGGGGACGGAGUUUCCGCUCCGAAAACCUGCUGGGUUUCACUGGGAUAUAUUUCUUCUCGGUUUAACGACAGGCGUGGCCGGAAUCCUUGGCAUCCCGUUCCCCAACGGCUUGAUCCCACAGGCGCCUUUCCAUACCGCUGCACUGUGCGUUACCCGCCAGGUCGCCGACGAAGACGAAACGAAUAAGGGUAAAUCGGUUCGCGUCAUAGAUCACGUCGUUGAACAACGAUUCAGCAACCUAGCCCAAGGUCUGCUCACGCUAGGUACUAUGAGCGGCCCGCUCCUUACCGUCCUUCACCUCAUCCCGCAGGGAGUAAUGGCAGGCCUCUUCUUCGUCAUGGGCGUCCAAGCCCUCCUGAGCAAUGGCAUGACGCAGAAGAUAAAAUUCCUAGCCCAAGACAAGAAAUUCACGCCGGCGUCCGAUCCGCUGAAACGCAUCGAGCGGAAACUGGCCAUCUGGGCAUUUGUGGGCAUUGAGCUUGUCGGGUUUGGCGCAACCUUCGCCAUAACGCAAACGAUCGCGGCCAUUGGGUUCCCCGUGUUCAUCCUCAUUCUCAUCCCUGUUCGGACGUCUUUGCUUCCACGCUGGUUCACACAGGACGAGCUUGUCGCGCUCGAUGCGCCUACUGCCAGCCCCUUCACCAUGGAGAGUGUGGGUGGAACGCACGGCUAUGGAGACAGUGAUGCAAUGGUUACGCCAGCGUCUGGAGAGGGUGGUGGGAUAUUUAUGUCUUCAGAUUCUGCGGUCGAGGAUGAACUGGAGAGGGGUGAGUCGUUCGAGCUUCAUUCCAGGUCUUCCAUGCGGCAGAGGAGUCGUGGUGAAAAUUAG
Histoplasma mississippiense is the source of this 1767-nucleotide messenger RNA. RefSeq lists its product with no specific name. Lineage: Eukaryota; Fungi; Ascomycota; Eurotiomycetes; Onygenales; Ajellomycetaceae. The transcript has 5 exons. The record is from RefSeq and is a predicted model, not a curated record. Gene Ontology annotation, molecular function: borate efflux transmembrane transporter activity; solute:inorganic anion antiporter activity. Gene Ontology annotation, biological process: transmembrane transport; borate transport; monoatomic ion homeostasis. Bases 1 to 1767 code for a protein of 588 amino acids. Gene Ontology annotation, cellular component: plasma membrane; fungal-type vacuole.